Messenger RNA from Trichomonas vaginalis G3, 956 nucleotides. Its product is annotated as protein of unknown function, DUF4106 family. The annotation marks the transcript as partial. The record is from RefSeq and is a predicted model, not a curated record. The transcript has a single exon. NCBI's taxonomy places the organism in Eukaryota, Parabasalia, Trichomonadida, Trichomonadidae.
AUGUACGCCGCUCAGAAUAUAACGCCAACAGUUUUGGAUGCCAUGAACGGAAAUGUUUCCGAAUGGUAUAACGAAUGCGACAAUGCCAUUAGAAGGUCAGAAAUAGUUCCUGGAACUUACGAAUAUACAACUGCUGUUUCUUAUGGAAACGUAGGUGAGUUUGGAGAAGGUUCUUCAACAACAGUAGAUAUUGCUUGCGACAGGUUUCAUAUAAUUUCUAUUGACAACUCAUUCUUAUACGUGGAACAAGACAUUGAAAUAAAACCUUCUGCCAAGUUGUCUGACAAGAAAGGUUGCAAUGGAAUUUUCUAUGUCGGAUACCAAUAUGCUCCAGAAGUUUUCAUGGGAUAUAAGAUAUAUUCUAACUCUGACUUAGUUCAAACAGUAACAUGGGCAAACUAUGAAUGGUUCGCUUUGAGAAACUCAGUACAACCACAAGCUAGAGAACAAACAGACCAAUAUGCAACUAUUGAGAAAAUAAGAAGACUUGACCCUAACGUUCCAGGAGUUUAUGUUAACCUUUCUGGACAAACUGCAGCAGCAGUAACCAAAGUAAAACUGAAACUUAGAGUUCCUUUGUCAUCUUUCCUCAUCUUCAGGUUUUUAAGAUACUUGCCAAACUGGGCAGGAAAAAUUUCUAUCGAACUUACUCCAAGCAAAAAUAACUUAGUCAUUGCACCAACACAAGACCCAUUCACUAUUACAGACGUAGCUGGAACUGGUGGAGCCAAGUUCUGUGACUUUUGCAAAGACAAAGUUGACUUAGACUUUGGUUUCUCAAACUUCAACACUGAAGUAAACUAUUAUUUCAAUGCUGCUGGAACUGCUUGGGACCCAGUUAAGUUCACAUGCGAAAAAUUUGAAUGCAAGAGAAUAGAAAGCAGACUUGCAGUCUAUAUGUUGGACCCAGAUAUUUCAAAUGCUUUAGCUGCCAAAUAUAUUGCAGUUCCACUUAU